This is a messenger RNA of Botrytis byssoidea, 1512 nucleotides long. RefSeq lists its product as uncharacterized. Bases 146 to 1258 code for a protein of 370 amino acids. The transcript has 3 exons. Lineage: Eukaryota; Fungi; Ascomycota; Leotiomycetes; Helotiales; Sclerotiniaceae. The record is from RefSeq and is a predicted model, not a curated record. Gene Ontology annotation, cellular component: cytoplasm. Gene Ontology annotation, molecular function: 2-oxoglutarate-dependent dioxygenase activity.
CGAAAGAACACUACAUAGACUGAAGAAACCCCUUCUGUAAAAGCAUCAUGAUUUCUAGCUCUCUUUGUUUGAGAACCUCAACAUUAAUCCUUCAUCCUGUUCAUCCAGAUCCAAGUAACAACACAAAAUCUUCAAACGUUAUAUCAUGGCUCCCGCUGCAACAGAAGCCCAAUCAGCUCCAGUCGUUAGCCUUAACAAAGGCAACGACAACAACAAGAUCAAGACAGAUUCCACCAGUCAAGAAAAAUGGGUGAAUAGCACUGGCGUUCUAGAUCAGUUUGAGUCCUUUGAUGUUACUCCUGUUAUCGGCCGCGAGUUUCCAGAUGUCGAUUUGGUAGACUGGCUUCAAGCUUCAAAUGCCGAUGAGCUCUUACGUGAGCUUGCUCUUACUAUAUCCCAGCGUGGCGUGGUAUUCUUCCGCAAACAAGACAACCUCACUGCCGAUUUGCAAAAGCAACUCGUGCAACGCAUUGGUCUCCUAGCAGGAAAGCCAUCCACUUCAGGUCUUCACAUUCAUCCACUUCUCAAUCCAGAGAGAGAAGGAUACCGUGUGACAGACCCAGAGAUUAGUACCAUUGAUUCGGUGCUCAACAAGAAACUUUACAGCGACACAAAAUUCGACCGAGCAAAUGGCCUCCAAAAUACUUCCAAAUGGCAUGCAGAUAUUUCUUUCGAGCCGAAGCCUGCCGAUUAUUCUAGUUUGAAAUUAGAGAUACUCCCAAAAACAGGAGGCGACACAUUGUGGGCAAGUGGAUAUGAAAUCUAUGAUCGAAUUUCAAAACCCUACCAAAAGUUCCUCGAGGGUCUGACUGUAACAUUCCAACAACCUGGCUUCAUUGAAGCUGCUCAAAAGGGUGGAUUCGAAUUGUACGAUAAGCCAAGAGGGGCUCCAGAAAAUGUGGGAAAGGAGUUGAAAGCUGUACAUCCAGUAGUGAGAACUAACCCAGUCACUGGAUGGAAAUCUGUUUUUCCAGUUGGAGGUCAUGUUAGUCAUAUCAAUGAUGUUACCCAAUUAGAAAGCGAAGCACUCUUGGGUUGGUUUAAGCGAUUGUUGGUGGACAAUCAUGAUUUGCAGGUGCGAUUCAAGUGGAAGAACCAGAAUGAUCUUGCAAUUUGGGAUAACCGCUCGGUUUUCCAUACGGCCACAGACGAUCUUGAAGGACAGGGUGAAAGGUAUGGUGUCAGAGCUGUUGGCAUUGGAGAAAAGCCAUUUUUAGACCCCGAGAGCAGGUCUAGAAGAGAUGCCCUAGGCAUUUGAUGCAAAUAGUCGCACGAUGGUAUAAUGAAGAACAUGAAUAAAAUGAUCGAUAUAAACCCUUGUAAGCUGUUAUUGGACAAAUUGUAUCCGCCUAUGCCUGUGUCUAGAUAGGUAGAUAUCGUCAUGAAUGUGGUUAUGAACACGGUGAAUGAGUCACUUACCGUCUACUCACGAACAUCUAUAGCGACAUAUAAAGAUAGAACUUAUGGCUCAUAGCAAUUCUUAUUUAUGAAUGUUACAAAAACAUGCGUAGC